CAUUGGGUGAGCGUCCAGACAGUCAGGCGGACCAGACAGAUUACUACCGCUGCCGGAAUACACAAAUCAGAGUGAGGGCGCAGCAGCAGCUUGGCCCUACCUGUCCUCCGUUUCUCUGCUAGAUUGGAGGUGGAGGUAGCGGCGACACAAGCGGUAUUUUGUGCGUGUUCUGGUCCAAUGGAGGCGGCGGUGCUGAACCACGCGAUAAUGACGGAGGUGGACUGCAACAGCAACACCCUGAACGCCGAGCUGGAGGUGAAGAAGCUGCAGGAGCUGGUGCGCAAACUGGAGCGGCAGAACGAGCAGCUGCGGACCCGGGCCAGCAGCUGCUCCGGCGGCCCGCAUGUGCUGCCUCCAUCCUCGGGCUGCGGGCUCGGCGGCGCCGGGGGAUACUGCCUCCCGAGCCCGCUGCCCACCCUCCUGUGCCAGGCGUCCUUGGGGUCAUUUGCGCCCCCGGAGGAGCCUUUCGACUAUUUCCAGUCAGGCGGGGAUGGAGCGGAGGACGGAUCCGAGCCGUCGGUUCUGGACGAGCUGGAACUUUUGGAUUUUGAUUCUCUGUGCUGCUCGGACGAGUCUGAUGAAACAUGGUUGUAUGUGUCCUCAAAAGCCAGAGAGUCCACAGAAAACUCCCUAUCACCUCUGCAGUGGUGCCGGCAGGCUCUGGACUGUCCCAAAUCGGAGGUGGAUGCCGCCAGGAGAUCCCUGUCCCUCCGACUGGAACAAGUCUCCAGGUGGCGCAGCUCCUUGUCCAGCCCCUCUCCCACCUCCUCCCCCGGCCCUCCUCUGAGCCGAGUGGCCGGAGUGUCACCCAUCAGCGCCUCCCCAUCAGUCAAAGCCUGCUCCACCCCCCAGUCGUCAGAAAGACACGCGCCAUCCCUCUCCUCCCCGCUCCACCCGGUCCUCCACCGGACUCUGAGUCCAGUAGGGAAGGACCUGUCCCCCGUAGCUGAGAGGACCCCCACCUUCCUCCCAGCAAACCGCAGCCGCAGCCUCCGGCACUUGGUCCUCAGUCCCCAGUCGUCCAUGGACAGUGACCUCGGCGCUUCAGAGGUGGAGGACGACUCCAUCACUCUGGGAUACAAACUGCAAGACCUCACUGACGUCCAGGUCAUGGCCCGACUGCAGGAGGAGAGUCUAAGACAGGACUACGCCAGCACGUCGUCCGUCCUGGCCAACCGCCGCAGCCAGAGCUUCACCUUCCAGCUCAGCCAGCUCAGCGCCGGCCCCGACCUGGAGGAGGAAGACGAGGAGGACGACGAAGACUACGGAUUCCUACCCCCGCCGCAGCCACGCCUCACCCGCCUGCCGCACUCCCACACCUUCUCCAGCAUGCGAGACUGGCGAAGAAGCACCAGCUCCCUGUCCACCCCACCUUCCACCCCCUCCACCCCGCCAUACCCUUCCGCUGGGUUCGCCUUUCAACCUCAGCUCCAAACCCCGCCCCCGGGCCUGGGCCUGGGCAGCCUCAGCGCUAUCGAGCAGCAGGGCUUCAGACCAGGAUCCGAUAAGCUGCGGAGGAGCAUGCCUAACCUUGUCAGAGCUCCCAGCAUGCCCAGUGUGCCCAUUCCAACCAAUCUUAGUGCUUCCCCUUCUUUGCUUCGUAACAGCCAGAGUUUUGAUUCAUCCAGUGGCCUGGCUCGACUGCAGUCCUCCAUCCCGUCCCCAGGCCAGCUGCAGAACAGGGUCCAGAGUGUCGGGAACUUCUCCUCGUUAUCACGGCAGCCGCUGAAGGCGACCGCCUACGUCAGCCCCACCAUAAAGGGCUCGGCCUCCAUGCCGACAUCCACCAGCCUCCAGUGUCUGAACAUUAGCAGCGGUGCUAACAGCGGGGUGGGCAGUGGCAUCCCCAUGCUCAGUAAAUCUCCAAGUGGAGGUGCCACUCCCGCCCCAAACACGCCUCGCAGCGCCCUGCCCCGCCCCGCCUCCUUCGUUGGCACCCCAAGCUCCGCCCCCCGUGGCAAAGUGGGCCAACCAGCACGAAGUUUACUGACGCCUCCAAAGAGCUUGUCCACCCUCAGUGCCCUUCGUGACAGCACCUGGAGAGACGGCUGCUACUGACGAGUCGAUGAACUGGUGCAGUCGUGCAGUGAAAACCCCGCUGGCUGGGGUGUCUCACUACGCGUCAGCAGAAAGGUUUUUCUUGGGGACAUCUGAAUGAAUUUGACCAAAAAGUAACUGUAAGCUUAAAGGGAUGGAUUGUUGUUGUUUUUUUAAGUAAGGUAAUUAAGGUAGUCAGUCUAUUGCGGUCAGCACACCCCCAGCUAAGCUAUUUAGAGAGUAAAAUGUAAAAAAAAAAACAUAAACAUACUGAGAAUAUUUUCACUGCUUUACCUUGCCAUCAGACAGCCCUGUUCAAGUUUACUUGGGCCACC
Molecule: messenger RNA, 2372 nt
Organism: Centropristis striata (black sea bass)
Lineage: Eukaryota; Metazoa; Chordata; Actinopteri; Perciformes; Serranidae
Product: SLAIN motif-containing protein 1-like
Exons: 9
Coding region: 178-2058 (626 amino acids)
Biological process (GO): cytoplasmic microtubule organization; positive regulation of microtubule polymerization; microtubule nucleation
Cellular component (GO): microtubule plus-end
Source: RefSeq, a predicted model, not a curated record